Molecule: messenger RNA, 2137 nt
Organism: Pistacia vera
Lineage: Eukaryota; Viridiplantae; Streptophyta; Magnoliopsida; Sapindales; Anacardiaceae
Product: putative polyol transporter 2
Exons: 3
Coding region: 152-1777 (541 amino acids)
Biological process (GO): transmembrane transport
Cellular component (GO): membrane
Molecular function (GO): carbohydrate:proton symporter activity
Source: RefSeq, a predicted model, not a curated record
GUUCAACACUCUUUAACACAGCGCUUCACAACAGCCAGUGGCUUAGUUUCAUGGUAGCUUGAAAUCCACUCUUCAAAAACCAGAUAGCUAACACCAUACACUCUUAAUCUCCCUCUCUCUACUUCUCUCGCCAGCUUGCUUAUUUUCAAACAUGGCUAGCCUGGGAGCUGAGACUACUGCUGCUACUACUCAUGCUGACCAACGUCCCAAAACCCUUGCAGAUUUUGAUCCUCCCCAGAAACCCAAACGCAACAAGUUUGCUUUCGCUUGCGCCAUUCUAGCUUCCAUGACUUCCAUCUUGCUCGGCUAUGAUACUGGAGUAAUGAGUGGGGCGGCAAUCUAUAUAAAAAAGGACCUCAAAAUUAGCGACGUGAAAGUCGAGCUUCUGGUGGGGACCAUCAACCUUUACUCACUGUUUGGUGCGGCGGCGGCCGGCAGAACCUCCGACUGGAUCGGGCGGCGCUACACCAUCGUACUAGCGGGAGCCAUAUUCUUUAUAGGAGCUCUGGUGAUGGGUUUCGCCACAAACUAUGCGUUCCUAAUGGUGGGUCGUUUUGUUGCUGGAAUUGGCGUCGGUUAUGCUCUCAUGAUUGCUCCUGUUUACACUUCCGAACUCUCGCCCGCUGCCUCUCGUGGUUUCCUCAGUUCUUUCCCUGAGGUGUUCAUUAAUGGAGGGGUAUUACUGGGAUACGUUUCAAACUACGCAUUCUCGAAGCUGUCACUUCAAUUGGGAUGGCGAAUGAUGCUUGGCAUCAGCGCCGUCCCCUCCGUGCUGCUGGCCGUCGGCGUCUUAGCCAUGCCUGAGUCACCUCGUUGGCUGGUCAUGCAAGGUCGACUCAGAGACGCCAGGAAAGUCCUCGACAAAACCUCCAACUCCAAAGACGAAGCCGCCUUAAGACUCGCCGAUAUUAAAGAAGCUGCUGGCAUUCCCCAAGAAUGCAACGACGACGUCGUUCGGGUUGAGAAACGUAGCCACGGUGAGGGUGUAUGGAGAGAGCUCUUCCUUCAUCCUACACCGACGGUUCGUCACAUUUUAAUCUGCGCCAUUGGUAUUCAUUUCUUUCAGCAGGCGUCGGGUAUAGACGCCGUCGUUUUGUACAGUCCCAGGAUCUUCGAAAAAGCCGGGAUUAAAUCUGAUAACGACAAGUUACUCGCAACUGUAGGCGUCGGAUUUACCAAGACUAUUUUCAUCUUAGUGGCUACGUUUUUGCUUGACAGAAUCGGACGGCGGCCGUUGAUUUUGAGUAGUAUGGGGGGUAUGAUCCUGUCCCUUGCCAUCCUCGCAUCCUCUUUAACGGUCAUCAGUCACUCCGACGUAAAGUUACCAUGGGCUGUUGGAUUAGCCAUCACGACGGUGAUAUCUUUCGUCGCGUUCUUCUCGAUGGGGAUGGGGCCCAUCGCGUGGGUCUACAGCUCCGAGAUCUUCCCGUUGAGGCUACGAGCUCAGGGAGCGAGUAUGGGAGUUGCAAUGAAUAGGUUUGUAAGUGGGAUCAUGGGAACGACUUUCUUAUCCCUUUACAAGGCCAUGACAAUAGGCGGAGCUUUCUUCCUUUUCACGGGAAUCGCAAUGGUGUCCUGGGUGUUCUUUUAUACGCUGUACCCGGAAACACAGGGUAAAACCCUCGAAGAGAUGGAUGUCCUUUUUGGUAACUUAAAUUGGUUGAGGGACUCCAAGCGCAAUAUGAGAAACAGUCAACUUAAUGGCGACGGUAACGGAAAUCGUGACGAUUCCAGUAACGUUCAGUCAGGGGUGGUGUCUAAGCCCGUGAGUAACUAGAAGGUAACAUGGAAAACAAUAAUGUUAUAUCCAUAAUCUUCUCUUACAAUCCUCAACGUAGCAGUUCGUUAUUGGUUAGUUUGCAAAUGAGCAGGUAAGAUCCAUACAAGUAGACAAGACUUAUUUUACAAGUUGACCAAUGACAAAUUACCAUGUCGGGAGUUGUGAGAUUAAAUUAUCGAUCCGGCAUUACUCGUUAGUAAAUAUGAUGAUGUUUUAAAUAUUUUAGUUUAGCUUUCUGAAAGGAUAGUGAUGUUUGAUUGAGAGGGUUGAACGAAGAGAAGAAAAAAAAGGACAAACCCUUAUGCAAUAAUGCAAUGAAAUAGAUAAUAUUCUAUCUAUAAUAUUUCUUUUUUGUCA